UUUUCUUAUGAAAUCAUUAGUCAAAGGCCAUUUGGCUUCUGAUGAAAUAUAUUCUUCAGUUAAAAUCUCGAGCAUUACCACAAGUCAAGACUUUUACAGUAUCUUUUUGGAAAGUAACCAUUAAGGCAUCAUAAAUAUGCCUUGAAAGUAAACAAGAAAUGCCGGAUUAAGUUUGGCUGCUCAAAUAAUAAAAAAAGAGAUAGCUAUAUCUUGCCAGCAUAAAAAUUCAGAAAUAAUCAAUUUGAAAUUUUUCAAAUUCUUAUGAGUCAUUCUCUAAUUAAUUUGUAUUUAUACAGUCGUCUAGCAUUCUGCUUUCUAAAGACUGGGUUCCUAGUAUUUCAUAAAAAAUUUGGAACUAAAGUUCAUGACAGACAAAGAUUACAAGAACUCACUGAUUGAUUUGCUCGCCAGGAUUCCCAACUAUUUUAACCAGAAAAGUAUCACUGAGUCCAUGAGGUUAAUCAAAGUAUUGGAUAAUUUAGGAUUUAACACCUGACAAAGUUCCAGAAAAUUUUCCACAAGGCCAUGAAUACAGCAGAGAGGCAAGCAUAUUUAUUGUAUUUAGAAACCUUUUUUCUUUAAAUAAAAUUGCAACUAGCCAAAUCCUUGAGCUAUGAGUCCACUGCAGCAUCGGUGACUAUGUAGACAAUAUGGAGUAUAGUAACAAAGCCAAGCUAUCGUUUGAUGAACUUAAUAACAUUACAAACGAACUCAAAGCUACCAAAGCAAAGUUCAGUUUGCGAGGACUUCAACUUAAAGAUGAAAUUAAGAAUUAUGCAAGAACCACCUAUAGUCUAAUCAAAAACAUGCUUUAAAUACCAUAUCAAAACCAAAACCUCCCUUC
This is a messenger RNA of Moneuplotes crassus, 844 nucleotides long. The record is from the annotation of a GenBank genome assembly. Lineage: Eukaryota; Ciliophora; Spirotrichea; Euplotida; Euplotidae.